Molecule: messenger RNA, 1568 nt
Organism: Hermetia illucens (black soldier fly)
Lineage: Eukaryota; Metazoa; Arthropoda; Insecta; Diptera; Stratiomyidae
Product: solute carrier family 35 member G1
Exons: 3
Coding region: 327-1376 (349 amino acids)
Cellular component (GO): membrane
Source: RefSeq, a predicted model, not a curated record
GUUUUCCACUCCCCCUUAUAAUGGGAUAAGCCCUGAAACCGCGUAAUAUUCGUUACAAACUCCACCGCCGACCAGAAAUCUUACCGCUCACUUUCCGUUUCCUGUACUUUUGUGAUUCUCGCGUAGACCCGACAAAAUGAAGCUCUGAUAGCGGAUCUGCAGUCAGCGGGCGUGCAAUUUUGUGAUAAACACUCGAGUUACGGAUGCACAUGUUCGAGCGUAUCGAUUGGAAUCGAUUUUUCAGCGAAGAAUGUGAGAACACCGCCACCGACUUAUAGCCGAUAUCGCAAGAGUAGCGGACAAUUGAAAAUUGGGGGGUUGAAAAAAUGUCGGAGCAUCUGGAGCUGAGGCAGCUCGUGGAUGGGCUGUCGCAAAGGGUGUCAACCCGCAAGUGGCUGACCUUGAAUUUCUCGUGUCCCUAUCUGGGAAUUAUACUUGCCACCAUGUCAUCCUUGUUCUUCUCCCUAUGCUCAGUGAUCGUCAAAGGACUAGUCGAUAUAAAUCCAAUGGAAUUAGCUUCAUUUAGAUUUGUAGGUGUACUUUUACCAGCCAUACCAAUUGUGAUAUAUAAACGAGAGCCAAUCUUUCCGCGUGGAAAGCGAAUCAUCCUGAUUCUACGAUGCUUCAUGGGAACAACCGGUCUAGUGCUAAGCUUCUAUGCAUUUCGACACAUGCCGCUUGCCGAUGCGUCCGUGAUUAUCUUCUCAACACCAGUAUUCGUUGCCAUCUUUGCGCGACUCUUCCUGAAGGAACCAUGCGGCUACUUCAACGUCGUCACCAUAAUUCUUACGCUAAUCGGAGUAGUGCUCAUAACGCGGCCCCCAUUUAUUUUUGGCGAUGAUGCAGCCAUAUCGUCAACCAGCAUUGCGGACCAAAACAUUUUGACAAAACAGUACGACGUAUGGGGCCCGGUGGCCGCUCUGUCAUCUACACUUUUCGGUGCCAACGUUUAUGUCCUAUUGCGCGCGCUCAAGGGUCUUCAUUUUUCCGUGAUCAUGACAAAUUUCGGCGCAUUCGCCCUGGUCUACACGUUGAUAGUGUGCUGGAUGAUCGGAGCGAUAUGCUGGCCGCAAUGUGGCAUCGAUCGGGUUUUUGUUGUCUUACUAGGGAUUUUUAGCUUUCUCGGUCAAAUUUUAUUGACCAUUUCACUGCAAUUGGAACAGGCCGGGCCGAUUGCCAUUGCACGCUGUGCUGAUAUUGUUUUUGCGUUCAUUUGGCAAAUGAUAUUUUUUGGCGAGACGCCAACUAUUUAUUCACUUGUUGGUGCUUUAUUGGUCGUAAGCUCAGUGAUUUUGACUGCGCUAAGGAAGUGGGCGAUAUCAUUGCCGCGCGAAUCAAUGCUUAGGAAAAAAUUACAAUUUUUGGCUUUAGAUUGAAUAUAAUGUUGUAAUAGUGUAAGAUAAAGUGAAAUACGGAACAAAUUGAACGUAAUAAAAAUUUUCUUAAUACGACUUUUAUGGAUACCUUCCGCACGUUAAACGUAAGGUUUUUUCUCCCCCAAUCAAACCCAUGCAAAUUGAAGGUGGUAAAUUCGAAACGCCCGAAAUAAAAAGUAUUCAAAACCGAAA